AUGAUGUGGAUGCUUAAUAUUCUCCUUUGCACUCUGCUCUAUAGUCUUAGCUCCUGGUGCUGCCAUGCAUGCCCAGAGAAGUGUGUGUGUGAGCCAGCAGCAUCUGUGCAGUGUUUUAGGGUGCAGUCUAUACCCUCUGGCAUCGCAGGAGACGUGAGGAAACUGAACUUGGGAUAUAACCACAUAAAGGAGAUAAAGAGUAGAGAACUGUCUGGCUUGAAAAGUCUGGAGGAAAUCAUCCUGUCAUCAUGUGGGGUGGAGCAGGUCGACGGCAAUACAUUCAGAGCACAAAAGCAUCUAAAAUCAUUGGAUCUCCAGAAAAACAAGCUGCGCCACGUCCCUCGUGGCCUUCCCUCCAGCCUUGAGAUCCUCCAAAUUAGUCAUAACCAGAUCCACGCGCUGCAGGAGUCUCCUCUGCACAGCCUGAGGAGACUUCGUGUGCUAAAUCUGCAGAAUAACCUGAUUACCACGCUGCGCGCCAACACCCUCUCAGCACUGCUCAAGCUGGAGUCUCUCUAUCUGAAUGGUAAUAAAAUCGAGACCAUACAGGGAUCUCUCAGGUUGCCAGCAUUGAAUUGGUUUAGUAUGGCAAAUAAUAAGAUCUCAUCACUGCCAUCAGCGUUCUUCUCAUCACUGCAAGCUUUAAAGACUUUGGACUUGUCAGCAAACCUUCUGACCAAAGUUCCUCAUAACCUCCCACAAGCCCUAAUUGCCCUGAAUCUGGACAGAAACCAGAUCAGAUCGUUAAAGAGUCGUGAUCUGGCUCAGAUGCGUGACCUUACCACUCUGUCUGCUUGCUACAACAGACUGGUGUCUGUAGAUGGCGGGCUUCGGUUGCCCAAUCUCACGGUGUUGGAGUUGGCAGGUAACCAGCUGCGAGUGCUGCCCAGCAGGGUGUCGGCUAAACUUGAGAAGGUUGACUGUGGGCAGAAUCAGAUACAGGAAGUGACUCAUCAGCAGCUGUCUGGUCUGAGGCACCUGAAACAUCUUUUUCUGGAGAACAACACCAUCCGACAGUUUGAACCCAAUGCUCUGAGGGACUGCGUCCACCUCACCAACCUGGCUCUGGAACAGAACCUUCUCUUCACCGUCCCAGACGGGCUCCCUGAAUCACUAGUGCGCCUGGAUCUGAAAAGUAAUCGCAUUGCCACCAUUCAGGAGCGUGAGCUGAAGCCCCUGAAGCGCCUUCAAGUGCUGAACCUGCGCAACAACAUGCUCUCCUCGCUACCGGCCAUGAGCCUGCUGCCCAGACUGAGGACUCUGUAUCUAGAGGGAAACCUGUGGAACUGCACGUGCGAGCUCCUCAAAACCAAAAGUGCAUUGCUGGCUCGGGAUGUGGAUAUGAGCACAGAAUUCUGCACUGAACCUGUCAGUUCAUCACUGGACAUGUGGCAAGCAUACAUCAUGGCUCAAGAGAUGUGUGAGGAGCAGAACAAAGAGGUCUUAACAGAGAGCCAGAUAGUAAACACAGACAAUGAGGACUAUGAUGACUAUGACUUUUAA
Messenger RNA from Clarias gariepinus (North African catfish), 1503 nucleotides. Its product is annotated as nephrocan-like. The coding region runs from base 1 to 1503 and encodes 500 amino acids. Gene Ontology annotation, molecular function: protein binding. The transcript is spliced from 3 exons. NCBI's taxonomy places the organism in Eukaryota, Metazoa, Chordata, Actinopteri, Siluriformes, Clariidae. The record is from RefSeq and is a predicted model, not a curated record.